Messenger RNA from Thamnophis elegans (Western terrestrial garter snake), 5534 nucleotides. Its product is annotated as toll-like receptor 7. Gene Ontology annotation, molecular function: protein binding; pattern recognition receptor activity. Gene Ontology annotation, cellular component: plasma membrane. Gene Ontology annotation, biological process: positive regulation of interleukin-6 production; toll-like receptor 7 signaling pathway; defense response to virus. The transcript has 4 exons. NCBI's taxonomy places the organism in Eukaryota, Metazoa, Chordata, Lepidosauria, Squamata, Natricidae. The record is from RefSeq and is a predicted model, not a curated record. Bases 1767 to 4964 code for a protein of 1065 amino acids.
GGUUAGGGAUCCAGCUCACUACCUGCCAAAAUGUGUAUUUGGAAAAUAUCAAAAAUCGCAACCAUUUGACUCAUGAAAACUGGAUGAGAGCUCAUAACACCAUUCAGUGGAUAAAGUUGGCAUCCCAUAAUUUUGCAAUGUUGGAUCAACUCUUUCAAAGAACUGAAAACCUUUGCAAAAUUUAAAUUGAUCUUCGCUUGCUUCAGGGGCAGUUCAUUCAAAUCAAGUAUUCAUAUGUUGAAGCUUUUUAAUAUUACUGUGGCUUCCAAAGUUCUGUUUGCUAAAGUGGGUUGAAUCUUUUAUUGGUUGUUCUUGAACAAAUAAUUUAUUGUUGUAAGAAAUGGGAGGGACUCCUUUAUAUGACAUUUUAGCUAAUAUCUUUUAUAUCAGUGUCAGUUUGGGGCUAAAUCAGAAUGAUUUUACUGAGUUAAUGCUCAUGAAUGAAUGACAAACAUGUCCCCUAUUUAGCUUUUAUUGAAAAUACAUUCAAUAUGUUUAAUUGUCUCUCUACCUCCAAAAAAUUUAUUGAAAAAGAUAUAUCAAUUAUUUCCUUAGUCAUAAUACUGAUUUUAUAAAGGUGGAAAAUUCUACUACAAUCCUUCCAAAGCCAUACUAUGCUUUACAAAAUAUCAUUUUUAGAUUUCCUUAUGAGUCAUACUUGAAUGACUACUACCAGUAUGUGGAAAAAAAGCGUUGCUUCAGAACAUCUCUGCAAUAAACUUUCGUUUUACCAUGAUUGAAAUUAAGAUGGCUGGUUGAUAGACAGCACAUGCCUUUCCCCAAAUUUCCCCAAGCAGAAGAAACAAAGGGUCUUAAUAAAAGUAGGGUGAUUUUCCGUGGAAAUUCUAGAACUUUCAGCAGUGUUACAAACUAAAAAAAUUGUUAAACUGGGUGUGCUAACAGUGCAGAGAUGGCAAAUUUCAUGAGAUUAAGGAAGUCUGAGCUAAUAAAAUCAAGGAACAAAACUGAUUAAACUUGAAGGAUUAAACAGUAGACAAGGCCCACAACAUAUUAAUUUUCAAAUUACAUUCCCUGUGAACUAAUAUUGGACCAGACUAUGCUGACUUUCCAGAAGAGACCGAAGACAUGAUUUUGUCAUCUGGCCUGGAUAUCUGGUAAUGUGAAGCUUGAAAAGUGCUAGAAAAUGAAGUCCAUUCUUCUGCAAAAAAAAUUUUAAUUUUUGUAAUUAUUUUUAGCACUUAUAUAGAUUUAUAAACCUCUUCAUAGUGGUUUACAGUGCUUUACAGAGUCAACAUAUUGCCCCCAACAAUCUUAGAAUAGAGUCUCAUGGUUCAGGGGACAAAGGUGGUUUUCUUUUCUAAAUCAGUGAACCAAACUAUUUUUAACUGGAGAAGAAUAAGAAAUGGCAGUUGUGCAUUUCAAAUGCAGUCUUUUGAGGAAGUGAGUAGUAAUGGCAGCUGUCUCACGUGCUAUUUAUGCUUUAGGUUGUUUCUUACACAACAACACAGCAGAUGAACAAGGGGCUCCUGGUGAGCAAACCUGCUUUUUACUGUUACUUGAUUUGAAAUUAAGGCUUCUUUCACUGGUCCUUUCUACCAUAGUCUUCCUGAAGGACAAGUCGUCCUAAUGGUGCAGAGGACUAUGUAAAUGCAGGUAAUAUUUCAUUGCAAACAGUUAUUCAUGUUCUUGGACCAUGAAGAGAGGGAAGAAAUAUUUCUGCGUUCCUUGACCAUCAGGAUCUCUUUCUAGGUUCCCUGUGAUCUAGAUAUUAGAACUUCUAAAUUUCCACCGCUAACCAGAGAGAGAUGCUAAGAGUGCCUCUGAAUGUAGACAGAAUGUCUUUUGCUUUCCACCAGACUUUUCAUCUCUGGCUCGCAAGCCGAUUGAUUUUUUUUGUUAUUUCACUGGCUUUGAAAGAGAUUAUAGUAAUGCCAUUUUAUAAAACUUUGCCUUGUGAUGUGAAUAAUAUAAUAGAUACUUCCAAAAUGUAUAUGCAAGUUGACUGCAGCGACCGUAAGCUCAUACAGUUUCCAAAAGAUAUUCCUCACAAUGUUACCAACCUGACACUUGCUGUUAAUCGCAUUCCAAAGAUUUCCAAAAGCCAUUUUAUAAACCUAAAAAAGCUUCUAGAAAUUGAUUUCAAAUGUAAUUGCGUGCCAGUCAGGCUGGGACCUAAAGAUCAUGUUUGCACCCAAGGUCUGAAAAUCCAAGCUCAUGCUUUCUCCAAACUCUCCAGCUUAAAAUCACUUUAUUUAGAUGGUAACCAGCUCUCAGCAAUCCCCCAGGAUCUCCCACCUAACCUACGUCUUCUGAGUCUUGAAGCUAAUUCCAUUUUUUCUAUCAAGAAAGGAAAUUUUUCAGGACUUAAAAAUUUAGAAGUACUCAAUCUAGGGCAGAACUGUUAUUAUCGCAAUCCCUGCAAUAUAUCUUUUGAAAUUAAUGAAUUAGCCUUUCAACCUCUCACAAGUUUGAAAGUGUUGUCUUUGAAAGCCAACAACUUAUCAAAGGUUCCACAAAACUUACCAUCAAGCUUAAGAGAACUCUACCUCUAUAAUAACGCAAUUCGAAAUAUCACUGAGCAUGAUCUGUUCUCUCUGAAUAAUUUGGAAUUACUUGAUUUAAGUGGAAACUGCCCUCGUUGUCACAAUGCACGAUAUCAUUGUAUUGAAUGCCCAGGAAGCAUUUUAAUCAAUUCCAAAGCCUUUGACUCAUUAAAGCAUUUAAAGGAGCUGAGACUGCACAGUACCUCCCUUCAACAUGUGGAUUCUCGUUGGUUUAAAAAUACUAGGAACCUUCAAGUGCUUGAUCUUUCACAAAAUUAUUUGGCUAGAGUAAUUCAGCAAGCUCAUUUUCUACAGUUUCUUCCUAAUCUUGUAGAACUUGACUUAUCUUUCAAUUAUGAACUGGAUUCAUACCCAUUAAACUUUAUUCUCCCCAAAACAUUUUCCACCCUGUCUAAUCUGCAGUCCUUAAGAAUAAGAGGAUUUGUUUUCAAGGAACUGAAUAAAGACACUAUACAAAAUUUAAUUCCUCUUAAAAAACUUAACAUCCUGGAUUUUGGAACCAAUUUUAUCAGGAACGUUAACAUUUCUAUGUUUAAAGAAUUCCAGAAUCUUACAACAAUAAUUCUUUCUUUUAAUAAAAUAUCUCUUUUUUCAUAUGAGCCAAAUAGCAGGCUUUACUCUGUUGUCAACUCAUCAGAUGAUCAAUAUAAUGGCAAUGUAUUGAAAGAUAUGCAGUAUUUCAGAUAUGAUGAAUAUGCUCAAGGUUGCAGAUCUAAAAAUACAGAGGAUAUUCAUUCUUUGUCUUUUGUCAAUGAGACUGCAUGCAGCAACUAUGGAAAAACACUUGAUUUAAGCAGAAACAAUAUUUUUUUUAUCAAACAGUCUGAUUUCCAACAACUUUCAGACCUUAAAUGUCUUAACAUCUCCAAUAAUGCUAUGAGCCAAGCUUUUAAGGGAACUGAAUUUGCUCAUCUAUCCAGUUUGAAAUGUUUGGAUUUAUCUAACAAUCGGAUUGAUUUGCUACAUCCGAAUGCUUUUCAACAGCUGAAAGAACUGAAAGUUCUAAAUCUUAGUGAUAAUAGUUAUUAUUUUAAGGCGGAAGGUGUCACACUUAUGUUGAACUUUACCAAAUGCCUGGUUAAUCUGGAAAUACUGAUUAUGAAUGGCAAUGAGAUUUCUGUAUCCACUGAUAAAGGAAUGGAAAGUGAUUCCAUCAAAACGUUAGAAUUUAGACGGAAUCGCUUGGAUAUUUUAUGGAAGGAUGGAACUAAUGAAUACUUGGCAUUCUUCAAGAAUUUGAUCACCCUGGAAAAUCUUGACAUUUCUGAGAAUUUUCUGACUUUGUUACCUCAUGAUGUAUUCUACAAUCUGCCUCCAAAACUCAAAGUGUUAAAGCUGGCCAGUAAUCGAUUGAAGACUUUUAACUGGGGGUGUCUUCCAGCACUAAAGAAUUUGGAAGUCUUGGAUCUUAGCAACAAUCAGCUGACCACAGUCCCACAUGAACUGUCCAACUGUACUAAGACACUUCAGACAUUCAUACUGAAAAACAACAAGAUUAGAAAGCUGACAGAUAAUUUUCUUAAAGAUGCUUUCUUCCUGAGGCAUUUAGAUCUUAGUUUUAACAAGAUCAAAACAAUCAAGAACUCUAGCUUCCCCAAAAAUGUUAUUAAUGGACUAACAACAUUAUACUUAAAUGGUAAUUUUUUCAAGUGUAAUUGUGAUAUUGUGUGGCUUGUCCACUGGAUCAAUGAGACAAAUGUAAAAAUCCCUUUCCUCGCAACAGAUGUGACUUGUGCAGGGCCAAGUGUAUGGAAAGAUAAAAGUUUGAUUUUAUUAGAUAUGCAUACUUGUGAAUCAAACUACUCUCAGAUCCUCUAUUUAUUGUCAGCUUUAUUCAUCAUACUUCUCAUGAUACUUCCAGUUAUAUGCCACCUAUAUGUUUGGGAUGUCCGGUAUAUUUAUCAUUUCUGCAUUGCCAAAUUAAAGGGAUAUAAACGUCUCUUUUCAUCUGAUGUUAAAUAUGAUGCUUUUGUGGUUUAUGAUAAUAAAGAUGCAGCUGUAACAGAAUGGGUCCUGAAAGAACUAAUUGAGAAACUGGAAGAUCAGAAAGAAAAAAAAUUCAAUAUUUGUUUAGAAGAAAGAGACUGGUUACCAGGUCACCCACUCAUGGAAAACCUUAAUGACAGCAUACAAAUGAGUAGAAAAACAAUAUUUGUGCUGACAAACAGCUACAUUGCAAGUGGCAACUUCAGAACAGCUUUUUAUAUGGCACAUCAGCGUCUUGUGGAUGAAAAAGUAGAUGUAAUUAUCCUGAUAAUUCUUGAGAAGCUUCUGCAAAUGUCAAAGUGUCUCCGUCUCCGAAAGACCUUGUGUAGGAGAUCUUGUCUUGAAUGGCCAACCAAUCCUCAGUCUCAGUCUUAUUUCUGGCAAUGUCUUAGAAACUCCCUCUCAGCAAAUAAUGAGUUCAGAUAUAACAAGCUUUUCAAAGAAAUGGUAUAACACUCAGUUGCAUUCUCAGAAAAUAUUUUGGAAAUUAUAGCAGAUGUAUGGGAUGAGACUGAAUCUCAAUCUCUAGGAGGAAGUUUUAAAGCAUUAAUAGAACCAGACAAACUUUUGGUUAUCUGAGAAAAAGUGCCCAGGAAGUGUAAUCCCAGAACUCAAUUUUCCAUUUAAUAACUGUUGAGUUAUGUAGGAAGCUUAUGCUGGUUUUUAUGAAUUCCCCCAAUCUAAGCAGGAAAAGUGAAAUGGAAGAGACAGAUUUUGGUUACGAAUUUUCACAGCAAGAAUUUAUGUGUUUUCCUAUGUAAGCAUGUUUUCUUUCCAUUAUUCAGUACAAUUUGAAAGAAAAAAAUAAAAAUCAAUAUAAUCUUUAGCAUAAACUACAAUUACUGUAUAUUUGAAAAUGAAGUAUUUUGAAUUGACUCACUAUUUAUUUAUAUAUGAGGGGAAAAAACUUUACAUUACAUAAUGAUACAAUAAAAAUAUGGGAAUUGUAACAUAAUGGGGAAUGCAUUCAGAAAUGGAAAGAAAGGAUAUGUAUGUGUGUGUGUGUGUGUGUGUGUGUGUGUG